Talaromyces amestolkiae is the source of this 462-nucleotide messenger RNA. RefSeq lists its product as uncharacterized. Lineage: Eukaryota; Fungi; Ascomycota; Eurotiomycetes; Eurotiales; Trichocomaceae. The coding region runs from base 1 to 462 and encodes 153 amino acids. The record is from RefSeq and is a predicted model, not a curated record. The transcript has a single exon.
AUGUUCAGCGAAUGUGGCGCUGCCCCGGAUGUAACCUUCCUCACGAUGUCUUUCCAUCGAGUUAUUCAUGUUGGUGUGAGAAGGAGGUCGAUCCUCGCCCGUUACCUGGAAUCCCUCCUCACUCCUGUGGACAAACAUGCUCUCGAAGUCGAAAAAGGUGCCCUCAUCCUUGCGAUUCGACCUGUCACGCCGGGCCCUGUCCACCAUGUACCGCUAUGGGCCCAACACAAGACUGUUUUUGCGGAAAGAAUUCAACGACGAAGCGAUGUCUCGACACCGAUUACACUAACGGUUGGAGCUGUGGAGAGAUUUGUGGCGAUUUGCUCCCUUGCGGUAAACACACAUGUCCGCGACCUUGUCACGAAGGUCUUUGCGGAUCUUGCGAAGAAAAAGUUGACGCCCGUUGCUACUGCGGGAAAGUCGAGAAUCAGAUUUUGUGUAGCGCCACCGAAGAGGAAAUAA